AUGCAGUCAAUUGAAAAGAAGGGUAAAACAGUGGAUCUAGCGUCCUUAGAACCGGCAGCUAGGGUUAAGCAAUUGGCCAACUAUGGGGCAAUGGUAGACGUUGAUCCCAAUGUUCCUCCUCGAAGGUAUUAUCGAUCUGGAUUAGAAAUGGUGAGGAUGGCAAAUGUGUAUCUUGCUGAGGGCAGUUUAGAAAACGCUUAUAUAUUGUACAUGAAGUUUAUGACCCUAUUUGUAGAGAAGAUUCGGAAACACCCAGAGUACAACACUGUGCCAUCAGAAGUUAAAGCAGUCAAUCAGAGUAAACUUAAGGAAGUUAUGCCAAAGGCAGAAAAGUUAAAACAAAAGUUGUUAGAUGUUUAUGCUAAAGAACAUGCACUGUAUAUUGAAAAUGAGGCAAAGAGAAAAAUAGCCGAGGAGGCUAGAAGAAAACAAGAGCAAGAAGAUGCAAAAGUUGCUCAAAGACUUCAAGCUGACGAGAAUAGACAAGAUGGUCACAGCACUACACCAUAUUUAUUACAUGCGGAUCAAUGGGCUGUAACACCAUCGGCUCCUCCGGUUGAUGAUGUGUUGUAUCCCGACGACUUUGCAGAUCCUCCUCGAUCAUUGCCAGGUGUUCCAGCAGCUGUGCCACCUGUCAUCAUACCACCCUCAAGACCUGCUGUUGAUUCAAGUGGACUAUUGGAUGCGAGGCGUCUUCGUACAGUUGUUAUACCGACGGCACUGUUGCCACGAUUUUUAUCUCUGGCUGCCCAAAAUACAGCCGCUAACAAAGAAACUUGCGGCAUUCUAGCUGGGAGACUGGAACAAAAUCAAUUGAAAAUAACCCAUGUAGUGGUGCCCAAACAGACAGGCACAUCGGAUUCAUGUAGUACAAACAAUGAGGAAGAUAUCUUUGAAUAUCAGGACAAACAUAAUCUCAUCACCUUGGGUUGGAUACAUACCCAUCCGACCCAAACAGCAUUUCUUUCAUCUGUGGAUCUUCACACACAAUGCUCCUACCAGCUAAUGAUGCCAGAAGCCAUUGCUAUAGUCUGCGCACCAAAAUAUCAAGAGACCGGUUACUUUGCACUAACUCAGGAUCACGGCAUGUCAUUCAUAGCCAAGUGCCGUCAGCCAGGCUUUCAUCCACACCCUUCAGAUCCACCGCUGUUCUAUGUAUGUAUAUAUUAUGUUCCCAAUUGA
Messenger RNA from Danaus chrysippus (African queen), 1182 nucleotides. The record is from the annotation of a GenBank genome assembly. NCBI's taxonomy places the organism in Eukaryota, Metazoa, Arthropoda, Insecta, Lepidoptera, Nymphalidae.